This is a messenger RNA of Alternaria infectoria, 486 nucleotides long. RefSeq lists its product as uncharacterized. The record is from RefSeq and is a predicted model, not a curated record. The transcript has a single exon. NCBI's taxonomy places the organism in Eukaryota, Fungi, Ascomycota, Dothideomycetes, Pleosporales, Pleosporaceae. The coding region runs from base 1 to 486 and encodes 161 amino acids.
AUGAAGACCGAAUUUGACAAAAUCGCGGAGGAGGCUGGGAAUGCUGAGCUCGAGGCUUGGGCUGCUAAAGUAAAGGCCGCGAACGAAGAGAUUGUCACUUUUGUGGGUCAGAAGCUGAGGAUCAAUGUUCCGGGAGAAUUCGUCCGAUACCUUCAAGGUUCAUAUAAUGUCAAUCUUGUCGUAAGAUUCGGCGAAGAAGACAUCGUCAUCAUUCGUUUCCCGAAGCGAGGAAUAACUGCUGCUAGAUUUCUCGAGGAAAAGAUCAAGAACGAAGUCCGGUUUCUGGAGUAUCUGGCCGAAAAGACUGCCAUACCUGUCCCCAAGAUACGUGACUGGGGAACGGCUAAGGAAUGUCCUUCUCAGCUUAGUCCAUAUAUCAUCAUGGAUUAUAUCGAGGGCACAGAACUAGAGACAAUCUUGCGGCAGCUUCAAGACGACCAGAAAGAAGCAGAAGUCGAUCUUGUAUACGAGCAGAUAGCCGACUAG